Molecule: messenger RNA, 2093 nt
Organism: Cryptomeria japonica (Japanese cedar)
Lineage: Eukaryota; Viridiplantae; Streptophyta; Pinopsida; Cupressales; Cupressaceae
Product: protein-lysine N-methyltransferase EFM2
Exons: 4
Coding region: 650-1798 (382 amino acids)
Source: RefSeq, a predicted model, not a curated record
UCUGAUUCACUUGUUCUCCAUUGUCGCCUUGUAACUCGAGUCAUAGAUUCGACUCUGAUUCACUUGUUCUCUAUUGUCGUCUUAGGGAACCCGAGUCAUAGAUUCGACUCUGAUUUUGCCGAUGAGGGACAUAGCCAUUGCUUUUGAAAACAAAUAAAAUUACCAUUACACUACAAUCUGGGUCCCUACGAUUCAAUUUGGGUUCCCUUGGACUAUUUGCUUUUUAGAUCAUGUGGACUAUUUUACUAUAAUGGAUGUCUCAGAUCAUUGUGUUUAUUCGUUCUGUCAUUAUCUCAUUCUCUCUUGGCCAACGACAAAAGAAGGGCAGAAUUUAGAAUAUGAAACUUUCGUCAAUGAGAAACCUAUUUGAGGAAGCAUUUCGGAGAGGAGGGUUACGUGCUAUUCCAAACGAGCGAAUAAUAAAAGAGGUUUGUAUAUCAAGUGGGCCAAGGCGAAAAGUCAUACGAUGUCAGGAUGCGAUUUUAUGAAACAAGCUGGUUGAGAUUUGAGAUUGCGGAUGGUGGAUAAAUAAGAUUAAAAAUUCAGGUGGUGGGUGAAUAAGAAUAAAAAUGACAAAGUUGAAAGGCAAGUAUAUAAGUUCAAUUCCGUUGGAACUAAUUGAUUUCAUCCGUCAUAACUAUACAGGGAAAUGGAGGAGAUUGAGAGGUUGAUGGGUACACUAGUGCAGAUUGCAGGCUCAUCUGAAUUUUGUACGGAGGAUGAAAGAUGGAGAUUGGCAGAAAAGAGGAUUAUGAAAAUAGCAACAACUGUGGGGCCUAAGGCAGUCAUGGGUUUUCUGUUGGGUGUACUACGGAGGGCAAAUAUGCCAGAGGAGGUGGUCGACGUGGUUGCAAAGACAAUGGCUCUCUGCUCUGGCCCCUGCGCCGCUCCUCCCCGCCUCCGCUUUUUCAUUUUCUCCCCUUCCCUCACAAUUCAUAUUAAUGAGAUGGAUUACAUACAAGGUGGGUUGGGCUGGAAAGUGUGGGGUGCAGCUCUAAUUCUGUCUUGGCGCCUUUUAGCGUUGAAGGAUAUGGUUCGUGGAAAGAAUGUCCUAGAACUCGGAAGUGGUUGUGGUCUUUGUGGGUUACUACUUGCACACUUGGGUACUGCAAAGGUGGUCUUGACUGACAAUGUUACAGAUAUUUUACUCAACCUCAGAAAGAAUAUAUCUAGACUUACUAUAAAUGACCACAGUGAAUUGAAGCCAUAUAGGCAAGUAAGCCAGGAGAAAUUUCUUUCUAAUAAGGAGCAAUUUAUGGUUGGUCUUGAACAUCCUCAAGGGAACCAUUUUCUUGAUUAUCUAUAUGAAAAAAGUGCAGCAGAAGAAUGCACAUGUUCUUGUCUUAUAAGUGUACGGAAGCUAGAUUGGUUGGAGGAUGCUGCUAUAGCAUCACACGACUCAUUUAGUGAGAUUCAGGCUCCAGAUAAAUUCCCUGGGGUGGCAGUGAAUGAAAAAUUUGAUUGGAUAGUUGGAAGUGACUUACUUUAUGAUAAAAAAUGCUCACUUGCAUUAGCUCAAGUAAUUCAGCAUCGUCUAUCAACAUUUGAUGGUAAGGCUCUCCUUGUAACUCCAGUUCGAGAAAAAGAGAUACUAGAACAAUUUUUGAAAGAAUUAGACCAACUAGGCAUGUUAACAAAAGUAGAAGAAGUGGAUCAGCAAGAGUGGAAUAACUGCAAGCUUGCAUCAUGCACACUAGAUGGAGAUGAUUCCCUUGAUGAAGAUGGUACAAUGUAUGAUAUGGAGCACUAUGAGGGGGGAAUAGUGGCUUUAUAUAUAACCCGAAAGACUAAUAGUUAAAGAAUAAAUUAAUGAAAGAUUUUUAAAUUUUUUUCAAUUAAGCUCCAUGAGUAUUCAGAAUAUCCAUCAUAUCUUCAUAUGUUAAAUAUUUGAUCUUGAGAUUACACUGUUGUUUCUUUACAUUGUGGAGAAACACUAGAUCAGAUGUUAAAAAAAUAUGUCAUACAAAUGUUUUGAUUAAGAUAAACAGGGAUUUUGAAAGGUCCCAGACCCUUGAAUGAACAGAAAGAAAAGGUAUGCCAUGCAAAUGUUGGUUAACACUGCAACAUAUUGAAAAUAAAAUAUUAUUUGUUGA